Messenger RNA from Chenopodium quinoa (quinoa), 981 nucleotides. RefSeq lists its product as uncharacterized. Bases 1 to 981 code for a protein of 326 amino acids. The transcript is spliced from 3 exons. The record is from RefSeq and is a predicted model, not a curated record. Lineage: Eukaryota; Viridiplantae; Streptophyta; Magnoliopsida; Caryophyllales; Amaranthaceae.
AUGGUAGGAGAGAGUGAUGCUCAUGGAGAGCUAUUUAAGAAGGUGGCGCAGAGCAAACCACCGACCUAUCAAGGAGAGCCUGAUCCAACUAUACUAGAAAACUGGUUGAGGGAGUUUGAGAAACUGUUUGGGGCAGUAGGGUGUCCAGAGAACUCGAAAGUAGGUUGUGCUACCUAUUACCUUAGGGGUGAAGCUGACCUUUGGUGGCAGCAAAAUGAAGCUAAAUUAAGGGGAUUACCUGGAUUUGACUGGACUAUGUUUCAAGAGAAGGUUAGGGACAAGUUUUACCCUAGCUUCUUACAGAAACAAAAAGCUGAGGAAUUUUCUAAUCUUGCAAUGGGGAAUAUGUCGGUCUCGGAAUACUACACCAAGUUUAUAGAGCUGUCACGAUUUGCUAAGGAGUCUGUCGCUACAGAAAAGUCUAAGCUGUGUGGGAAAGUAUUUGAAACCUUGAAUGAGGUGUAUGGGAGAGCUGCACAUCUUUAUGUGUUGGAGCUGAAGAAAAAGAAAGAGCUAGCUGAGAUAGAAGGGAAAGAAAAGAGAAAAGAGGUGGGAAAAAAUUCUAGAAACCCGCAAGGUAACCAAAAUAACUUUAAGAAGAAAAAGUACCACCAUAACAACAACUUCAGCAACAACAAUAAUUUCCAAGGCAACAAUCGUCACGGAGGACGAAACUUUAAUGGUGGAGCUAAGAACUCUAAUCAGGGAAGUAAUAAGGAUGGAAGGCACUAUUUUUGCAAAAGGUGCAAGAAUAACCACCCUGGUAGGGAUUGUGAUGGAAAUUUGGUUACCUGUCAUGCUUGCAACAAGUUAGGACACAGGGAGUAUGAAUGUUUCUCCAAGGAUCCCAAUCAAAACAAGCAGGGAAAUAAUCAAGGAGGGGCUCAAAGGAACUUUCAGGGACAUAACAACUAUUCUGGGAACAAGGGGGCACAGCAGAAUGCGGUGAAAACAAACAAUAAUAAUGGAAAUAACCAAUAG